UGAAAUCGGAUCCGCGCUCUCGGUGACCGGCGGUGCGCGGGGCUUUGAGGGGUUGGUCGCUAGGUCUGGUCCUGGGGGGGUCCCGGUUCUACCAGGGGUUUAGCAGAUGAGUUUGGUCCCAGGGGAGUUUGGUGUCGGUUCCACGUGGCGUUUUGCACUCCAGCUCGUACUUAAUCCGAGCCUGGUGCAGGGCUUGGCUCGAGGUCCCGGACCAAGGCGGGAUUUGGUCCCCGGGAGGGCUCAUUCCUGCUCCCGGCGCCACCCAGGGCUUUGUUCUGUUUCCUGCCAGUGCUCCGGUCCCACUCAGGGGGGUCACCUCUGCGCUGGGCACCACGUGCGGUUUUACAGCCUGAGCCGCAGACAGGUUUGGCAGCCGGAGGGGUUUAGUCCUGGUCCAGGAUCAUCACAGGGAUUUGCACGCCGGUUUGUGCCUGAGUCUGGCCCCAGGGGACUGCAGCUGCUGCUGGUUCUGGUCCCGUUGUUCACCUCACUGAGGCAUGCACGCGGAUCCCGCUCUCAGAGGAAUGUGUCCCUGUCCCUGUCCCCCUCUCAUGAUGCCGACAAGCGGAUCAAGGUGGCAAAUCCAGUGGUGGAGAUGGACGGGGAUGAGAUGACACGAAUCAUCUGGGCCUUCAUUAAGGAGAAGCUCAUCCUGCCCAACGUGGAUGUCCAGCUAAAAUACUUCGACCUGGGGCUGCCUCAUCGGGACAAGACAGAUGACCAGGUCACCAUUGACUCAGCGCUGGCCACGCAGAAGUACAGCGUGGCUGUCAAGUGUGCCACCAUCACGCCUGAUGAAGCCAGGGUGGAAGAGUUCAAGCUGAAGAAGAUGUGGAAGAGCCCCAAUGGCACCAUCCGAAACAUCCUGGGCGGGACGGUGUUCCGGGAGCCCAUCAUCUGCAAGAACAUUCCUCGCCUGGUGCCCGGCUGGACCAAGCCCAUCACCAUCGGCCGCCACGCCCACGGCGACCAGUACAAAGCCACCGACUUCGUGGUGGACAAGUCGGGGACGUUCAAGCUGGUCUUCACGCCCAAGGACGGCAGCGGGGCCAAGGAGUGGGAGGUGUUCAACUUCCCCGGCGGCGGCGUGGGCAUGGGCAUGUACAACACGGACGAGUCCAUCUCUGGCUUUGCACACAGCUGCUUCCAGUACGCCAUCCAGAAGAAGUGGCCGCUCUACCUGAGCACUAAGAACACCAUCCUCAAGGCCUACGACGGGCGCUUCAAGGACAUCUUCCAGGAGAUCUUUGAUAAGCACUACAAGACGGAGUUUGACAAGCUGAAGAUCUGGUACGAGCACCGGCUCAUCGACGACAUGGUUGCCCAGAUGCUGAAAUCCUCCGGUGGCUUUGUGUGGGCCUGCAAGAACUACGAUGGGGAUGUCCAGUCAGACAUCCUGGCCCAAGGGUUCGGCUCCCUGGGGUUGAUGACCUCUGUCCUGGUGUGUCCGGACGGGAAGACCAUUGAGGCCGAGGCCGCCCACGGCACCGUCACCCGCCACUACCGGGAGCACCAGAAGGGACGCCCCACCAGCACCAACCCCAUCGCCAGCAUCUUCGCCUGGACACGGGGCCUGGAGCACCGCGGCAAGCUGGACAGUAACCCUGACCUCAUCAAGUUUGCACAGACGCUGGAGAAGGUUUGUGUGGACACGGUGGAGAGCGGGACCAUGACCAAGGACCUUGCUGGCUGCAUCCACGGCCUUGCCAAUGUGAAGCUGAACGAGCAUUUUGUGAACACGACCGACUUCCUCGAUGCCAUCAAGAACAACCUGGACAAGGCUCUGGGCAAGAAAUAGGGGACAGCCUCUCCAUCUCCGGGAUGGAUGGGGCUGGGAGGGGCACAGUGCCCUCCACCAACUCACCAGCAUAGCUCAGGAACAGUUGAAUAAUUUUUCCAAAGUUUUCUUAGGAAUGUUUUUAAAGCCUUUGUAGCAGGGGAGUGCAGGGGUGGGGGGCGUGUGGGGUGUGUCUGUCCUGCCCUGGUUCAUGUACCCCAUAACCGUGUGGUGCCAUUAAAUAUCUCCCCAGGCAUGGCACAGCUCUGCGCUGCGGGCACGGAGGGACGUGCACUCCAGCAUUUUGGCACUGCCUGAAGGUGGCACAGGGGCUGCACAGCCCUGCCGUGCUGAGGGCGGGCUGGGGCUGACCAAGGCUGUGGCCAUCUCCAUCCUGCCCUGGCUGGUAGUGGGGGGAAAGGGGUGGUAGGCACACCCAGAGCCACCCCAGGGCUUUUGGGAUGGGGCAGAUGGUGCUGCAGGGAACAAGUCACUAAGUGUAGGGUGUGUGUGGGGUCAGCACAGUGUCCCACACCCUGUGCCCUGGCUCUGUGAUGCCUGCCAGCACCCAGCCCAGCUCUGGGAGGCAAUGCUGUGGGUGCUGCGAGUCCUCUGCCCCGCGGCAGAGAGUGAAGAGCCCAAAGAAGAUCCCAGACUCAGCCCUGCCCUGCCCUGCCAAAUCCCUGGGCAGGGAGGAGGCAAACCCCCACCUCACAGGCUGCCCCAUGGGAGCCUUUCCUCCAGCCCCAGAGCAGCUGGGGGGCAAAGGAGGGGGUGCCAGCUCCUUAGGGGGACUCUGCCCAGGACCCCGCUCUGGUCCUCAGCCCCUCACAACCCCCUCUCCCCACACAGACCACACAGCUUACACGGGUUUACAAAGCACAUUGGUUGAAGGGAACUGAACUCAGUGUAAAGAUAAAUCCAACCACGCGGCACAUCUGAAAAAAAUAAAUUACUUUCAAAAUAC
Molecule: messenger RNA, 2744 nt
Organism: Catharus ustulatus (Swainson's thrush)
Lineage: Eukaryota; Metazoa; Chordata; Aves; Passeriformes; Turdidae
Gene: IDH2
Product: isocitrate dehydrogenase (NADP(+)) 2
Exons: 11
Coding region: 107-1798 (563 amino acids)
Biological process (GO): isocitrate metabolic process
Cellular component (GO): mitochondrion
Molecular function (GO): NAD binding; isocitrate dehydrogenase (NADP+) activity; magnesium ion binding
Source: RefSeq, a predicted model, not a curated record